This is a messenger RNA of Centropristis striata (black sea bass), 792 nucleotides long. It is a transcript of the gene cd59b, whose product is annotated as CD59 molecule (CD59 blood group). Lineage: Eukaryota; Metazoa; Chordata; Actinopteri; Perciformes; Serranidae. The coding region runs from base 246 to 611 and encodes 121 amino acids. The record is from RefSeq and is a predicted model, not a curated record. The transcript has 5 exons.
AACUGCGCAACAUGGGCGUGCUGCCGUUAUUUUUUUUUAGUCUACAUCAAUCGUGUGGCGGUUUAGCUAUUAAAAGCUCCUGGUCUCGUGAAACUACAGACAACUCUUCUUGAUUUCUUGAGAGGAAAUACAACUAGAAUCACAAGAAAAAAGCUGAAGUUGUUCCUGAUUGGCUUCCUAAAGAAUUACAGACUUCCAUCCAAUCAAACAGCAUCUGAAGUCUUCAUUCAGCUUUGGGAGACGACAUGAAGCACUGCCUCGGAUUAUUCCUGCUGCUCUGUUGUGGGAUGCUUCAUCUGGGUUCUGGACUUCGCUGCUACAAGUGCACUGAUUACACGGGACACUGUGAGAAGGUGCAGGAAUGCACAUAUGAAGACUCCUGCAUAUCUCUGAGUGAGACAGGUGGGAAGACCAUCCGUCAGUGUAUCAGGUACACAGACUGCGAUAACUCUCGUCUCAGCCAGAUGUUCCCGUCGAUCUCGGGAUUCAACUACCGCUGCUGCAACAGCGACCUCUGCAACUCCAGCAACGCCGUCACCACUGCGGCGCCAGUCCUGGCUCUGGCUCUGGCUCUGGGGUCCCUGCUGAACGUCUGCUUGGGAUGGAUCUAAAAUGAGUUCAUUUAGAUUUAAUGUCUGAAGUUCUGUAAAGUUAACAUGAACUAAACAGUGUUGUUUGUGUUUAGUCGUCUGUGACACUUACAGGUUCUCAGGUCAAUAACUCAUGAGUCAUUACUCUUAUAUUUUUUAAAAUUGCACUAAUUAAACAAUAAAUAUAAGAGAAAAAGAAAAA